AUGGAGAACCCAUCUGAUCUUGUACAAGCCAAGCCAAAGACAGUCAUCAACGACAUGGGCGAUUAUAUCACCCAAACCACCUGUGUUUGGGCUCACUUGACAGAGAAUCUGGUCAAGGGUCCGCACAUCAAGGAAGCGGCGCUAGAGAUACACAAGCAAGCCCAGAACGAAAAUCGGUGCGCAGAUCUGACUGCCGUGACCGCCAUGGACGUCGACCUGGCCAAACUUCGAAAAAUCAUGGAUCUCACAGCCCAAUAUUCCAAAGAAGUGCAGAAUAUCUGGCGCCAGAAAAGUCGCACAGAAGAUCGCCCAGCAAAAAGAGCUUAUUCCAGUACAUCCGGUGUGGACGCGAAACCUGCAGCUAUACCAGUAUCCAGGAUUGUCAACGAAGAUGACAAAGGAGCCGUUCGGAGGAUGUUGCCUGGCGCGCCGCAGCCAGACCAUGUCUCGCCACCCGAUGACGGCUCAGGAUCCGACGACUCUGAUGACGAGGACGACGAACGGUUUUCUCAAGAAAAGAUGGAUGCGCUCAAAACAAGGGGUAAAGGUAAUCACCAAUGCCCCAAGGGCCAUCUUUGUACCAAGGGUGGGGUCGACAAGGACGGAAACCUCGUCCAGUUUGACCGCAAUUCAGCGUUUGCGUACGUUUCCAUUUCUCUUCCUCUCGCUAGGGCAACGCUUACCAUUCUUUAG
Molecule: messenger RNA, 693 nt
Organism: Clonostachys rhizophaga
Lineage: Eukaryota; Fungi; Ascomycota; Sordariomycetes; Hypocreales; Bionectriaceae
Source: the annotation of a GenBank genome assembly